Molecule: messenger RNA, 10456 nt
Organism: Pseudoliparis swirei
Lineage: Eukaryota; Metazoa; Chordata; Actinopteri; Perciformes; Liparidae
Gene: ranbp2
Product: RAN binding protein 2
Exons: 30
Coding region: 107-9697 (3196 amino acids)
Biological process (GO): protein peptidyl-prolyl isomerization; NLS-bearing protein import into nucleus
Cellular component (GO): nuclear pore; cytoplasm
Molecular function (GO): protein binding; peptidyl-prolyl cis-trans isomerase activity; GTPase activator activity
Source: RefSeq, a predicted model, not a curated record
AUGAUAAGUGAAACCGAUAUUAAUGUCGGUCUUAAUUUUUUGUGAAUUCGCGAUACUUUAUGAACCAUAGUCAACCGGUUUUUCUGGAAGUAUCUUUUGGGUAGCCAUGCGGCGAAGUAAAGCUGAAGUGGACCGUUACGUCUCCUCAGUGCAGAGUUCCUCUCCCUCACUCAAAGAGAAGCCAGUCAAGGGUUUUUUAUUUGCCAAAUUAUACUUUGAAGCAAAGGAAUAUGAUCUGGCAAAAAGACAUGUAUCGGAGUAUCUCAAAGUCCAGGAGAGGGAUCCGAAAGCACACAAAUUCCUUGGACAGCUCUACGAGAGAGAGGGAGACAUCAACAAGGCAGUAGGAUGCUACAAGCGGUCGGUGGACAUGAACCCAGCCCAAAGGGAUCUGGUGCUGAAGGUGGCUGAGUUACUGGUCAGUAAGCAGGAAUGUGACAGCAGAGCAGAGUUUUGGGUGGAGAAAGCUGCCAAGCUGCUACCAGGAAACCCUGCGGUCUUUAACCUGAAGGAGCGUCUGUUGAGUCGUCAGGGUCAGCCGGGUUGGAACCGGUUGUUUGACCUCCUCCAGGCUGAGCUGAUGGCGAGGCCAGCUGACGCGCAUAUGAACGUGAAGCUGGUGCAGCUGUUCUGUCAGGACGGGCGGCUAGAUGAAGCCAUUACGCACUGCCUGGCUGCUGAGAAAAGGGGCAUGCUGAGGCACAGCCUGGACUGGUACACAGUGGUGGUGCGCACACUGCAGGAGUAUCUAGCUCAGCCCAGCAUCUCUGGUAAUGAAAAAAUGUGCCGGCGUCUUCAGGGAGAGCUGCUAUUGGCCCACUGCAGCCUGCUAAGAAUCACACUGUCUGAGAGCAGCAUGCAGCCGAGCCGUGAUGCGCUUACAGGUUUUGACCAAGCUAUGCAGACGCUGAGCAGCAUUGCUGGCCGCCACACAGACGACCUUUUUGAGAUCUUUGUGGAAAUGAGAGGUCACCUCUACCUGCAUGCUGCCACACUCCUGUUGAAGCUGGCUCAGGAUCACCAGCAUACCUGGAGGGCUGUCAUUGACCUGGCUGCACUGUGCUACCUGCUGGCAUACCAGGUCCCGAGACCAAAGGCUAAAGUGACCAAAAGAGAUCAGUCUGCCCCACAACUUCUGGAGUUGUUGGCCAACGACCGACAGAGUCAGGCCGGUCACAUGUUGCUGAAUCUGAGCACUGAUUCAUCCACCUUGAUCAGAGAGGUGGUGGAGGCGUUUGGGAACCCUAGUGGGCUGGAGUCUCUGUUUAAAUUCCUGUUUGGACCACAGGUCUCCACUGGAUCUUCCUUUAUUGCCAAUGACGACAUUCAUUCCAUUAACACCAUGGCUCCAGAGCUCUCUCAACUCGUCAAAUGGGAUGCUGGCGCCAUCCUGCUGCAUGCUGGCGACUUGCAGCAUCUGAGCUGGUUGGGACUACAGUGGACCCUGCUGGCCCAAAGACCAGUCCUGUGGGACUGGCUUCACCAGCUGUUUCCCAGGCUUACUCUGGAAACCUCCAAACUGGACACCAACGCACCAGAGUCCAUCUGCCUGCUUGACCUGGAGGUGUUUUUAUGUGGCGUGGUGUUCUGCAGCCACUCUCAGCUCCAGGAGACGUCGAAAAUAAGCAGCGGGGUAAACCCACAGCAACAGCAGCAGCUCUAUGAGCCUCGCUGCCUUCCCCUUCCCCUCCUUCGCCUCUUGACCACCGUCAAACAGAGGGAGUGGUGGGACGCCAUCUACAGCCUCAUUCACAAACGAACAGCAACUGGCAUGUCGGCCAAACUGCGGAUGAUUGUGCAACAUGGACUGAGCACUCUGAGGGCUGGAGAGAAACAUGGGCUCCAACCAGCACUGGUCAUCCACUGGGCACAGUUUCUCAGCCAGACGGCGGAUGGAGUGAACUCGUACUAUGAACAGAAGGAGUACAUAGGCCGUAGUGUCCACUACUGGAAAGUUGCACUUCCACUGUUGGAAAGGAUCAAAAACAGACGGAGUAUUCCAGAACCACUUGAGCCCCUCUUCAUACACUUUCCCUCCAAAGAUAUUCAGAUUUCUUCUGUGAAGGGCCAUGAAGAGGAAGCCAAGAUUGCAAAUUCGGUUCUCCUUGACAUUGAAGGCAGAACCGAGGAGGCCAUUGCGACUUUGGAAACCAUCAAUAACAUGUCAUCCACCUGGCAUUUGGCACAGAUCUACCAGCGGCUAUCGGAGGAGGCCAGCAACGGAGUUGAGGAGACCCAAGACAGGUGUAUCACUUUUCUGAGAAAGUUCAGGACCUACCUGUCCAAGAUCUACAAUGCUAAUGCAGAUGACAUUGAGAAGCUGCCUGUCUCUAUGGAGGAAGUUGUGGACCUCCUGAGUGGUGUGAACGAGCAGCUGGGUGACAGUGUGGAGGCCAUGGAUGAAGAGGAGGAAAAGGAGGGUCGAAGAGGACCAGCCCACUCCAGCCCUGCCCAGCCCAUAGAAACGUGUUCCAUACUAUCCCACUUAAAGUUUUCCUCUCCUAACAAAAGCACAAACUCUCCUUCCAAAAGACAUCUGAUUGCUCCUAAGACACCACCUCAUUGGGUGGAGGACCAGAAAAGUAUCCUCCAGAUGCUUUGUCAGCAAGUUGAAGCUCUCAAGAACGAGGUUCAUGAUUUGAGACACAACUCUUCAGGGAACGCAAGUUCCCCUCAUCACAAGAUCUGUGGAGAGAGCUACGGGGCUGAGGGCCUACAGGAGCCCUUUACCCCAGUCCAGUCCUACCAUGGUGCCCCUCUAACAGUUGCCACCACAGCCCCCUCGGCCUACCACAACCAGUCUCCAUCUUAUAACUCUCAAUAUCUCCUGCGCUCGGCAGCAAAUGUCACCCCCACUAAGGGCUCGAUGUACAAUAUGAAUCGUAUGCCCCCUCAGCAGCAUAUGUAUGCCUACCAGCAGCCCACUCAAACUCCUCCAUUGCAGACAGCCCCAGCCUCUGUGUACCCUCCUCAAGAACAGGUCUUUGGAGCCCCUCUUCGGUUUGAAUCACCAGCCACAAGCCUUCUUGCACCAUAUAGUGAUGGGCAGAGUGCACCCCAACAAACCACUAACCCUCCCCUGCCCGAACCUGGCUACUUUACCAAGCCAUCUGUAGUCCCUGUUCAGCCACCUAAGGGCAUUGAGGUGAAGCCUAUGGACUUUGGGAAGCUCUCCUUCAGCCAGCAGGCACCAUCUGAAGUCCCUAAAGUGCCCAGUUUUGGAUCGGGGGCAGUUGCCCACUCAACACCUUCAGCAGCUUUUAAGUUCAACUCUAACUUUAAAUCCAACGAUGGAGAGUUCAGCUUCCCAGCUUCCCAGGCCAAGCACAGUGAAAGUCUGCUUGGUCUUCUCACAUCAGACUUUCCCUCUAAAAUAGAUACUAUCCCAGAGAAGCCUUUGGCCCAGGAUCAACUCCCCAGCCAAACAGGCAUCUUUACCUUUGGAAAUAGAAAUGCUCCUGCCUUCUCUUUUGCUGAUUCUGCGCAGAGCACAUGUACUGGAAGUCAUUUUGGAAAGGUGGAGCAGCCAUUUACUUUUGGGGAUGUUGCCAAGCCAGUGUUUGGGGUUGCUGCAGAGGAAGAAAGAGCAGCAGAGAGUGACAAUGACAGCACUCAUGUUGAGGAGGAUGAAGAUGGUCCACACUUUGAGCCCAUUGUGCCCCUUCCUGAUAAAGUAGAUGUGAAGACGGGUGAAGAGGAGGAGGAAGAAAUGUUUUGCAACAGGGCAAAGCUGUACAGAUUUGACACAGACACAAAGGAGUGGAAGGAGCGUGGCAUUGGCAAUGUUAAAAUCCUAAAACACAGCGCCAGAGGGAAGGUCCGCCUCUUGAUGAGGAGGGAACAGGUCCUUAAGAUCUGUGCAAACCACUACAUUAAUGCUGAUAUGCUACUGAAACCAAAUGCUGGCUCUGACAAAUCCUGGGUCUGGAAUGCCAUUGACUAUGCCGAUGAAGAACCUAAGCCUGAACAGCUGGCCAUCCGCUUCAAAACAACAGAUGAGGCAUUACUCUUCAAAGAGAAGUUUGAGGAAGCCCUCACAAUUGUUCUCAAAUCUGCAAGAAAUCCUAAACAAGAGAAAAGAGAGGAAAACUCUAAAGGUUCUAAAUCACUGGCAGCCCACUUUGCCCUUAAAGACGGGGACUGGGACUGCACUGUGUGCUGUGUAAGAAAUAAACCCACAGAUAUGCAGUGUGCCUCUUGUCUAAGUGCCAAUCCCAAUUCUUCAUCCAAGCCAGACAUUCAGACUGGCGGUGAAGCCAAAACCAGUCCCUUCACUUUCAAAUUUGGGACAGAUGCAUCAAAACCUAUUAGUUCUGGCUCUACAUUGACUGGAUUUGGUGCUUUUGGAGCAGCUUUGCCCUCCUCAUUUACAUUUGGCACCAGCACCUUAAAACCUGCUGACAUGGUAACUAGUGCAUUUGGUUCUGGUUUUGGGUCUCAGUUUGGCAAGAAGCAGGCUCAAUGGAAGUGUGACGUGUGUGAAGUAAGAAAUGAGGCCUCUGCAGACAAUUGUGUUUCUUGCAAAGCACUUAAAGCCUCGCCAAAAACAACUGCAACAGCACAAAUUGCCCCAACUGCAGAAGCACCAUCUACAUCGGCUUUUGGCUCUGGAUUUGGUGCCCAGUUUAGCAAGAAGCAAGGGCAGUGGGACUGUAAUGUUUGCGACGUAAGAAAUGAAGUCGCUGCUUCCAUUUGUGUUGCCUGUAAUACCCCCAACCCUGAGUCUUGUAAGGCUCUGAAAGCUUCACCUAAAAUAACUUCGACAGCACAAAUGGCCCCAACUGCAGAAGCACCAUCUACAUCGGCUUUUGGCUCUGGAUUUGGUGCCCAGUUUAGCAAGAAGCAAGGGCAGUGGGACUGUAACGUUUGCGACGUAAGAAAUGAAGUCGCUGCUUCCAUUUGUGUUGCCUGUAAUACCCCCAACCCUGAGUCUUGUAAGGCUCUGAAGGCUUCACCUAAAAUAACUUCGACAGCACAAAUGGCCCCAACUGCAGAAGCACCAUCUACAUCGGCUUUUGGCUCUGGAUUUGGUGCCCAGUUUAGCAAGAAGCAAGGGCAGUGGGACUGUAACGUUUGCGACGUAAGAAAUGAAGUCUCUGCUUCCAAUUGUGUUGCCUGUAAUACCCCCAACCCUGAUUCUAAAUUAACAGAAGAGGGUCCAGUCGCAUCAAAGCUGCCAUUGGAGUCAGGAUUUGGGUCUGGUUUGGCCAUGAAGGUUGGGCAGUGGGACUGCAAUACCUGCCAGGUCAGAAAUGAUGCAUCAGCUGCAGAAUGUGUUUCCUGCUCCCCACAUCCCACUCCCUCUAUAGCAGCCAUGUUUGCCAUGAAGAAUGGGGAAUGGGAGUGUGACGGUUGUUUGGUGAGAAACGAUGCCUCUGCUGAGAAGUGUGUGGCCUGUCAAGCAUCAAAUCCCAAUGCUAAAAGCACAACCAGCACCGCUCCUUUGGCCUCCACAUUCAGCUUUUCAGUUAGCAGCAAAGGUCCAUCAGGUCAGCCUGCUGGGACUGGAUUUACAAUGCCUUUUGAAACUGGCAGCACUUUUCAGUUUGGUCAAAAAAAAGAGAAAAGCUCAGCUGCUUCUUUUAAGUUUGAUGUUCCUCCUUCUGGAUCUAAUACCACACAUUCUUCAGGCUUCUCUUUCUCAUUGCCCAUUGCAGCGAGUGGCUUCACGUUUGGUAUUCAGGACUCGGCACAAGAAACUCCCUCUACUGAUGAUCAAAUGCCUCUAUCGGGGUCAGCCUCCAAUUUUCUGAAAAGCAUCGCUGAGAAACACAAAGAGCAAGAAACUGUGUCUACUCCCUUGGUGGACCAAGCGGAGCAAGCUCAAAAUCCAUUAAUAUCUGGAAAAUCCCCAGCGUUCAGUGUUGCCAACUUGGCCGAGUCCUCUGACGGAGACUUUCAGUUUGGCCAGGCCGAUCCCGAUGUUAAAGGUUCCUCUGGGGAUGUUAAGCAGAUGUUUUCAAUCCUCCCCAAGGCAGAUGCCAGAAAUGAGCUUGAAGAGAACGACAUGUAUAAAACAGAGGAAAAUGAUGACAUCCAGUUUGAACCAGUGGUCCAGAUGCCUGAUAGGGUGGACCUGGUGACGGGGGAGGAGGAUGAACAGGUUCUCUAUUCUCAGCGUCUGAAACUGUUCAGAUUCGACUUGGACACAAGUCAGUGGAAAGAGCGGGGUGUAGGAAUCCUUAAAUUCCUGAAAAACAACUCUAAUGGCAGGCUACGGGUGCUAAUGAGAAGAGAGCAAAUUCUGAAGGUGUGCGCCAACCACUGGAUCACCACCACCAUGAAUCUUAAGCCUCUGGCAGGCUCGGACAAAGCAUGGAAUUGGAUGGCCAAUGACUUCUCCGAUGGGGAUGCUAAACUUGAACAGUUGGCUGCCAAGUUUAAAACCCCAGAGCUUGCUGAGGAGUUUAAAGAGAAGUUUGAAGAGUGUCAGAAACUUCUCUUGGACAUUCCCCUACAAACGCCUCACAAGCUUGUGGACUCUGGCAGAACGGCACGCCUCAUUCAGAAAGCAGAGGAAAUGAAGUCUGGUUUAAAAGACCUGAAAUCCUUUUUGACAGAUGACAAAACCAAAAUCAAAGAUGACAGACAGGGUGACAUUACAACAUCCAGCAAUGUUUCAAACCUUGGAAUCAAGCCUCACGGUGAAACCACUGGCCCCACCUUAGAGUGGGAUAACUAUGACCUAAGAGAAGAGGCCUUGGAUGAUACUGCCGACUCAUCAGUCUAUGCCUCUCCUAUUGCCAGCAGUCCCCUGAGAAAGAACCUUUUCCGCUUUGGAGAAGCCGCAGGGGGAUUUAACUUCAGCUUCCAACCCGGCAGCAGCCCCUCCAAGUCUCCUGCUAAGCUUAACCAGAGCAGAGACUCAGUAGGUACUGAUGACGAGCAGGAUGUGACCCAGGAUGAGGAGAGGGAUGGCCAGUACUUUGAACCUGUGGUCCCCUUGCCUGAUCUGGUGGAGAUUUCUACAGGGGAGGAAAAUGAACAGGUGGUGUUCAGUCACAGGGCCAAACUGUAUCGCUACAACAAGGACCUGGGUCAGUGGAAGGAGAGGGGUAUCGGAGAACUCAAGCUCUUGCAGAAUUUUGACACUAAACAAGUGAGGUUAAUAAUGAGGCGAGACCAGGUGCUGAAGAUCUGUGCCAACCACAGAAUCACAGCAGCCAUGAAGCUGGAACCUAUGAAGGGAGCUGAGAAGUCCUGGGUCUGGAGUGCCUUGGACUUCGCUGAAGUAGCAGAGGGGAAUAUUGAGCAGUUGGCUGUGAGAUUUAAGCUGCAGGACACUGCAAAUGUCUUCAAACAGGUUUUUGAAGAGGCCAAGGUUGCCCAAGAACAACAGGAACUCAUGACCCAGGUGACAUCCAGGGUUGCCUCACCACAAGACAGUGGACCUCCAGAAUCUGCACAGGCUGCUACACUUGUGUGCGGGAAGGCAGCCAUCGCUGUUCUGGAGGAGACCACAAAGGAACGUACAGAGCUUCCCUCUGACGGUGAGCCAAGUGCAGCUGGGUCUCCGAGUCCAGUCACCCCCUCAAGGACAGUGGUGUGUCCCCCGAAGUUUGUCUUUGGCACUCAAAGCCUUCAGAAAUUCUUUGGCUCGCCUCAGUUUCACUCCGAGACUGAGGAAUCGUCAUCCGCCAAAGAUCCUGGAUGUCCUGGCCACGCUUCACCUGCAUUCAAGAUCACAGAGCAAGGGCUGGAUUUUAGGCUUUUCAAAGAUAACCCAAUGGCUUUUUGGACCGGCACAUCAACAACCCAAUUUGAGCCCCCAGGGCCGCCUCAGGCAGCAGGAGGCAGUGCAGGGACGGAUGAGGACUCUGACGUGGAGGUUGUGUAUGUCAUGGAACCCACUGCUGAGCAGGCAGCUUUCGCCAAGGAACUCCUGCUGCCUCUCACCUUCUUCUGCUACCAGAAUGAACCGGGCUACACCAGCGACGAUCAAACUGAUGAUGAGGACUUUGAGUCGGCAGUAAACGCCUUGAAUGGAAAGCUCUACCUUGAUCCUCCUGUGAAAAAGGCUGCAGCAUGUGGCAAUGAGCCGGACUGCCAGGUGGUGUGGGAAAAGAAGGGGACGCCAGAGGAGGAGGAGAAAGCCAAAAGCCUCCUGCUUCCAUCCACCUUCUUCUGCGGCCUGAGCACCACAGACAGCGACCCAGACCGCGACAAACCCGAAGACUUUGAGACAGAAGUUCUCAAGGCGCAGCAAGACCUGGGUGCCCAGUUAAACGGAGCUGAACAGGCCUCCAGCAGCCCUCCUGUGGCUCCAGAAGAACCAGCAGCUGGCCCGUCGUCCAGCAGCACAGAAGCUGCAGACGGCUGCCCACACGCUGCAGCCGGCGGCGCGGAAGCUUCGGACGCUGCAGACGCCACGACGACACCGGAGCAACAGACCUCAGACCAGCCGACCGAGACUCUGAGUGAAGCUCCUGGCAGCAGCGCUCCCAUUGACCUGUCAAACAAGAAGAGCCCAGAACCAGAGUCCAACACUGGGACUUCGAUCACAGCUGGUGAAGAGUCCUUAGAUCCCAACUUUGGUUUCAAGUCGCCCGAAGGCUCCUCUUUUGCAGAUUUGGCCCACACCACGGAUGCCUUUGCGUUUGGAAGUCAAGAUUCCAGCUUCUCGUGGGCAAAUGCUGGAGCAAUAGUAUUUGGGGUCGCAAAGUCCUCUGGACCAAGAACCGGCGGUGAGCAGGGCAGUGAUGAAGAGGACGCGUCUAAUAGUGGGGACAUUCACUUUGAGCCCAUUGUGUCACUACCAGAGGUGGAGACAAAAUCUGGAGAAGAGGAUGAGGAAAUUCUGUUCAAGGAGCGUGCCAAGCUGUACCGAUGGGAUCGGGACCUCGGCCAGUGGAAGGAGCGCGGCGUCGGUGACCUCAAGAUCCUCUUCCACCCGACCAAACGUUUCUACCGAGUCCUGAUGAGACGAGAGCAGGUGCUGAGGGUUUGCGCCAACCACACGAUCACACAAGCGAUGGAACUCAAACCCAUGAACGCCUCGGCCAACGCACUUCUCUGGACGGCCACCGACUACUCAGAGGGCGACGGUGUAGUGGAGCAGCUGGCGGCCAAGUUCAAAACGCCUGAAAUAACCGAAUCCUUCAAGAAGACCUUCUGCGAGUGUCAGAGCCGCACCGGCCAAACCGAAGGCGAUGAGUCGUGCAUCUCCUUACCGCAGAUGUCCAAAGUUCAAGAGCACUCCAGAGACACCAACCCCCUGGUGUUCUUGGAGGUGGCAGCCGAUGGCCAACCGCUGGGCACGAUCACCGUCGAGCUGUUCUCCCAUAUCGUCCCCAAGACGGCAGAGAACUUCAGGGCUCUCUGUACCGGGGAGAAGGGCUUCGGGCUUCGGGACUCCAUCUUCCACAGAAUCAUACCGGCCUUCAUGUGUCAGGGCGGUGACUUCACCAACAGUGACGGCACGGGAGGAAAGUCCAUCUACGGCAGCAAGUUUGAGGAUGAGAACUUUGAUGUUCGGCACACAGGCCCGGGCAUUCUGUCAAUGGCCAAUCGUGGGCGCGACACCAACAACUCCCAAUUCUUCAUCACCCUGAAGAAAGCCGAGCACCUGGACUUCAAACAUGUGGUUUUUGGCUGGGUUCGGGACGGCAUGGAUGUUGUGCAACAGAUGGGAGAGCUCGGCACAAAAGGAGGCAAGCCCGCAAAGAAGCUCGUCAUCAGCCAAUGUGGACAGCUGUAGCGUUUUAAACGUUAUGCUCAAGAUUUACAGCUUUGAUUUGAAUGUGAAGUUAAAGUUGAACAAUGCCACGUUUUCUGUGCAACGCUAACCGUCCUGCAUCCGGAAAUCCAUUGUCAUUCUGCAUCUGAGAAUUAAACACUGAUUGCAGGACUACCUUUCAAGACCUUUCAUUUUAGAAACUUGGCUCCGAUAGCCUGGGGAAAAUAUAUAUGUUGCUACCCUAUUACAUAAUCACAUGUGGGGAAACAAGGUGUAGGAUGUGGGUGGAGCAAAUAUGGUAUUCUUUUACUCUGCUGCACAGGCUGUCAAUAAAUUCAAAUUUGUCUAUUUUGUGUGUAUAAUUGUACAUGGGCUACUUUUUUAAUGUUUUGGUUGCAUGUGCUCAAUAAAUGUGCUGGUCCUCUUCAUAAGCUCCUUUGGUAAUGUUUCCCUUUUUGAGGAAGUCUUAACUAUACUGAAAGGUGAGGUUGUUAUUAAAUGCACCUACUGGUUUGUAACUACUUUUUACUGUUGGGCUCUCCAGUGAUUGUUCAUUUGUGUAAGUUUCACGAUGUGCAGAUGAACUUGAGUCGUCUCACUGCGUUGCCCUGUAACCAUAUUACAGCUGGUUUGGUUUUUACAAAGGCAAUCCAUUAUAGUUUAAGAUAAUCACAAAGUUUAAAUAAUUUGCUGAGAAAUAAAGUCGCUUUAUAUGUAAUGAAUGGCUGCUUGAAAUAUUGACUCAUGUUUGUCCAAAUACACAGGAUGCAUUCAUGGUCA